AUGACUAUUGAUAAGAGUUGGAUUACGUUGCAAAAUCGAAGGUGUCCAGAGUUCAUAAAAGGGCCUAACAACUUCAUAGAGAUCGCCAAGAACCAUGUCGGUGAUGAAGGCAAAACAUGUUGCCCGUGUAUAGAUUGUGUGAACAUGUUUCGACAUAUUGUGACUACGGUUUAUGCCCACAUACAUGACCGUGGAUUUGAAGAAUCAUAUCUGAUAUGGAUUCAUCAUGGUGAGGAAUAUCCUCCUUCGGAUUUAGACAACCUUUGGGCUUCAAAGUAUCGUAGUACUAGAGUUGUGGUAGAGGAAAAUCCACAUGAAGAGAUGUUUGAUGUAAUAGAUGAUGUUAUGGCAGAGGAAGAUCCACAUAUAGAAAAUAUAAGCCAAGAAGCAACUGGUUUAGACCCAGAGUUUGAUGCAUUGUUUGAAGAAGCCAAUACUGAGUUAUACCUUGGGUGCAGUUGGAUGUCUUCCUUAAACUUCCUAGCAAAACUGAUGCACAUUAAAGUUAUCAACAGGUGGACAUACAGUUCAUUUGACCAACUUUUAGAGUUUUUAAGAGUUGCAUUCCCGAAAGAAAAUAAGAUUCCAACUUCACACUAUGAAGCUAAAAAGAAGUUGAGAAAGAUUGGGUUGGGAUAUCAAUCUAUCCAUGCUUGCGUUAAUGAUUGUGCUUUGUUUUGGAAAGAGAACGAGUCAAUGCAAAAUUGUCCUGUUUGUAAGGAGAGUAGGUGGGUUGACAAAAACACAAAGGGGAAGAAAGUGCCACAAAAAGUGUUAUGUUAUUUUCCUUUGACUGCCCAGCUUAGUCGAAGGUAUAGUUCAAGAUUCACAGCAAAAGAUAUGAUUUCGCAUAACAUUGGGCGUUCAAAUGAUGGUAAGAUGUAUCAUCCGGUUGAUGGGAAAGCAUGGCAGGAAUUUGAUAAGCGAUAUCCCGAGUUUGCCAAAGAACCUAGGAAUGUCCGAUUGGGUUUGGCCGUCGAUGGCUUUAAUCCAUUUAGCAACAUGAAUCAGCCUUAUAGUAUGUGGCCGGUAGUAUUGACAACAUACAAUACACCACCAUGGUUGUGUAUGAAAGAAUCUUCUUUCAUGUUGACUUUGCUAAUUCCUGGUCCUAAAUCACCUGUGAAGGACAUUGAUGUUUUCCUAAGGCCUUUGGUGGACGAGUUGAAAAUGUUAUGGAGGGAUGGAGUCCAAAUAAGAGAUGCAUCAACCAACACUGUAUUCACAAUGCAUGCAGCACUAUUGUGGACUAUCAAUGAUUACCCUGCCGGUAGCAGUUUGUCUGGAUGGAGUGGUCAAGAUGUUAUGCAUGUGGUGAAAAAUGUUGGUGAGAGCUUGUUAGGUACUUCAUUAAACAAUGAAAAAUCAAAAGAUACGUACAAAGCAAGAGAAGAUUUGGAAAAAUGGGGCAUUCGAGAGAAUCUAUGGUUGCAAAAGAAAAACAACAAGAAUUAUCCACCACAUCCAGAUUACUCUUUCAAACCAGUCGAUCGAGAACGUUUUUGUCAGUUCAUUAAAGGUGUAAGACUACCCGACGGUUUUGGAUCAAACUUCAAGAAUAAGGUACGUUCUAAUGAUUCAAAUAUAACUGGGUUAAAGUCUCAUGAUUAUCACAUCCUCAUGCAACGAUUGCUACCAAUAGGGGUCCGAGGUUGUUUUCCCGCUAAUGUGUCAAAGACAAUCAUUGACCUUUGCACAUUCUUUAAAAAAAAUUGUGCACGAUCAUUAGAUGUGAAAGACAUGUAUAAAGCACAUAGUGAAGUGAUAAAGAUAUUAUGCAAUCUAGAGUUGAUAUAUCCACCAACAUUUUUCGACAUAAUGGUUCAUCUAGUUCUACAUUUACCAGAAGAAGUUAUUCUUGGAGGGCCUGUAUAUAUGAGAUGGAUGUAUCCUUUUGAAAGAUACAUGAAAAAGCUAAAAUCCUAUGUCAGAAACAAAGCCAAACCUGAAGGUUCAAUAGCGGAAGGUUAUGUUGCAGAUGAAGCAUUGACAUUUUGUUCCAUGUAUCUUGAUGGUUUAUUGUCUACAAAAAAAUUAUCCCCAGACUGUACCAACGAAUUAAAAGCUUUGACACAUGGUCCGUUGAAUGCAUAUUCUUACACUGGUUGCAUAGUCAACGGUGUUAAAUUUGUUGUACAUAGUCGUGAUCUCCGACGUACUACUCAAAAUAGUGGUAUUGUUUCAUUUGGAGAAGAUGGUACACCAUUUUAUGGUCAACUGGAGGAUAUCAUACAAUUGAACUAUUUAAGUGAUUAUUCAGUUGUUCUAUUUUGUGGUAAAUGGUUCAACACAAUGGGGAGGGGACGAUUAGUUAAUAAAAAUGGUAUCAUCUCUAUCGACAUCAUUCGUGAAUGGUAUGUUGGUAAUUCAUGGUAUGAUGGCCAACAAUACAUUUUAGCCACACAAGCAAAACAAGUGUUUUAUCUUAAAGAUCCUUCACGAAACGCCAAUAGUUGGAGGGUUGUAGAAGACGUUCACCAUAGAAAAUUGUGGGAUCAUCCAAGUAUGGAUGUAGAUGUCUUGCAUGACAAUCAAUCAUUUGAUUAUAACUUGGAUGUUGACAUAGGUGAUGUUGGCGACUCAAGUGUGGUUAUUGAGAGAUGUGAUGCCCCUAUUGUGGACGAUCAACCUUUCAUUGUAACUUGGUUGCCGAUUUAG
Lactuca sativa (garden lettuce) is the source of this 2658-nucleotide messenger RNA. RefSeq lists its product as uncharacterized. Lineage: Eukaryota; Viridiplantae; Streptophyta; Magnoliopsida; Asterales; Asteraceae. The record is from RefSeq and is a predicted model, not a curated record.